AUGUCCGGAAUCCGCGUUGCAUGGAUUGGCCUCGGCAACAUUGGCCGGGGCAUGAGCACGAACAUCGCUCAAAAGGGCCCCCAAUCCAGUCUCAUCCUCUUCAACCGCACCACAGCCCGUGCAACAGCCCACGCCGAAUCCCUGAACGGCCGCGCAAUCGUCGCCACCUCCCUCCCCGAAGCCGUGCAGAACGCCGAUGUAAUCUUCACCUGCGUCGGCGAUGACCCCGCCAUCGACGCAAUCACCAACACAAUCCUAGCCGAUCAGACCAUCGAUCUGUCUAGCAAGACCUUCGUCGACUGCUCAACCGUCCACCCAGAUACCUCUCGACGCACGGAAGCCGCGUACGCCGCGCGCGGCGCAGCCUUCGUCGCAUGCCCGGUCUUCGGCGCGCCGAACAUGGCUGACGCGGGACAAUUGAUCGUCGUACCGGCCGGCAAGCAGUCCGCUAUUGCGAAAGCGAAGCCAUUCUUCGAGGGCGUGACUGCUAGAUCGACCAUCGACCUGUCCGACGGAACAGGCGCGGACAUCGACGUCGGCAAAGCGUCCACGCUAAAGGUCCUUGGCAACACGUUUAUCCUGAAUACCGUCGGCGUGCUGGCGGAGACGGUUGUCGCGGCCGAAUCAACGGGGCUGGGCGUUGGCCCGCUGAAGCAGUGGCUGGAUCUGUUUGCUCCGGGGCCGUUUGCGAAGUAUGCGGACCGGAUGAUUAGUGGGGACUAUUAUCAGCGGGAGGAGCCGCUUUUUGCGGAUGUUAAGGCGGAGAGGGGGGAGAAGGGGGAUAUUGCGGGUGUUUAUGGGGCGGCUAGGAAGGCUGCUGGGAUGAAGUUUGAGAAUCAGGAUGAUAAGUAA
This is a messenger RNA of Penicillium manginii, 852 nucleotides long. Its product is annotated as NAD(P)-dependent oxidoreductase. The record is from RefSeq and is a predicted model, not a curated record. The transcript has 3 exons. Gene Ontology annotation, molecular function: NADP binding; oxidoreductase activity, acting on the CH-OH group of donors, NAD or NADP as acceptor. Lineage: Eukaryota; Fungi; Ascomycota; Eurotiomycetes; Eurotiales; Aspergillaceae. The coding region runs from base 1 to 852 and encodes 283 amino acids.